GUUAUUUAUUUUAGCCGAAACUAAUGAUAACACUGUCUCCAUGCACUUUCUUUGAUGGCCAUUCUUUUCUCAAACCUCGGCAUCACCAACACCAAACCCUUCUUUUCUUUCACCUCAAAACCCAUAAUUUGUGGGGCUAACAGCCUCACUUCCAAACGGAACCUCAUCCUUCAAACUUCUCUCCUCUGCAUUGGCGUUGGCCUAACUCCUCAAGUCCCAGUUGCGCAAUCUUCACCUCAAGCUUCGCCGUCCAAAUCGCUUCUUUCUAGCAUUCAAAAUACGACAUCUUGGUUUCAGUUCUACGGUGAUGGCUUUGCCAUUCGAGUUCCACCGGAGUUUAAGGAUGUCAUGGAACCUGAGGAUUUCAAUGCUGGACAGUCUCUUUAUGGGGACAAGGCAAAGUCAAAGACUUUUUCAGCACGGUUUGCAUCUUCCGAUGGAUCAGAGAUUCUAAGUGUUGUUACUCGGCCAACCAAUCAACUUAAAAUCACUUUCUUACAGGCUCAGAAUAUAACUGAUUUAGGUUCCCUGAAGGAAGCAGCAAAAAUAUUUGUUCCAGGAGGCUCAACACUUUACUCUGCAAGAUCAAUAAAAAUAAAGGAAGAUGAGGGUUUUACGACUUAUUAUUUCUAUGAAUUUGGUAAAGAUGAACAGCGCGUAGCAAUGAUGACAGGUGUCAACAGUGGAAAGGCUUUUAUUGCUGGAGCAACUGCACCAAAGUCCAAGUGGGACAGCGAUGGUGUAAAACUUCGUUCUGCUGCUAUAUCAUUAAAAAUUCUGUAGCCAUGUGCUGAACCUUUGUUAGCUUGUUCUCUACUUGUCACCUGGAUGAUUGCAGUAAUCUUGACACAUCACAUGGCUCAUUGGGUGCUCAGCUGCCUGUCAAAGCUGAAAAGCAGUUCAAUAAUGCAUUGGACUUUCAAUUAAUAUUCUGUAGAAUGUUGCGAAGUCACUGCUUUUACUGAUUACUGAAAUUUUGAUUUAAGCAUUGAAAUUUGAUUGCUUAAAAUAAUUCAUUAUUUUUAUGAGUUGUCGAGGUAUGGUUCUCACUUUUUGGUAUAAGUUCAUUUUCAUUGCCAAUUUGUAUCAUAAACCAUAACUUUAACUUC
This is a messenger RNA of Cajanus cajan (pigeon pea), 1109 nucleotides long. Its product is annotated as tagatose-6-phosphate ketose/aldose isomerase, putative (Mog1/PsbP/DUF1795-like photosystem II reaction center PsbP family protein). NCBI's taxonomy places the organism in Eukaryota, Viridiplantae, Streptophyta, Magnoliopsida, Fabales, Fabaceae. Gene Ontology annotation, cellular component: chloroplast. The record is from RefSeq and is a predicted model, not a curated record.